AUUUCUGGAAAGGGAAUAGGAAGUUGUUUUGUGAGGCAGCCUGACACCAAGGGGAGGCAGCAGCCUGAAAGUAUAAGAAGUGUGGUUUGGCCAGAGGGAAGAAAGCCAGAGGAGUCAGAGGAGAGGACAUGGCCGCCUGCCCAAAAGGUUCUUGGAAGCCAAGACUCUGGAGUGUUGUCCUGGGAGUGGCUCAGCUCAUCUGGUUCAGUGCUUUGAUCUCUGAGCUUGUAAAUCAAAAGGAAGUGGCCGCGUGGACCUACAACUACAGCACGAGGGCAUACUCAUGGAAUAACUCACGGGCAUUCUGCAGGAGGCACUUCACAGACUUAGUGGCCAUCCAGAAUAAGAAUGAAAUCACUCACCUCAAUGAUGUCAUCCCAUUCUUCAACUCUUACUACUGGAUUGGUAUCCGAAAGAUCAACAAUAAGUGGACCUGGGUGGGAACCAAUAAGACUCUCACGGAGGAGGCUGAGAACUGGGCCGACAAUGAGCCCAACAACAAGAGGAACAACCAGGACUGUGUGGAGAUCUACAUCAAGAGUGAUUCGGCCCCUGGCAAGUGGAAUGAUGAACCCUGUUUUAAACGAAAGCGGGCCCUGUGCUACACAGCCUCCUGCCAGGACAUGUCCUGCAGCAACCAAGGAGACUGCAUCGAGACCAUUGGGAGCUACACCUGCUCCUGCUACCCCGGCUUCUAUGGGCUGGAGUGUGAAUACGUCAAGGAGUGUGGAAAAUUCGACAUCCCGCAGCAUGUUCUCAUGAACUGCAGCCAUCCUCUGGGGGACUUCUCCUUCAACUCACAGUGCACCUUCAGCUGUGCUGAGGGCUAUGAGCUGAGUGGACCCAGCGAGCUGCAAUGUCUGGCUUCUGGAAUCUGGACAAAUAACCCCCCUCAGUGUAAAGUGGUGCAAUGUCGGAGCCUGGAAGCCCCUCUUCAUGGAAGCAUGGACUGUAUGCACCCAUUUGCUGCCUUUGCCUAUGACUCCAGCUGUAAAUUUGAGUGCCAGCCUGGAUAUCGAGUGAGGGGCUCCAACGUACUCCAUUGCAGUGGCUCUGGUCAGUGGAGUGAACCAUUGCCAACCUGUGAGGCCAUUGCAUGUGAACCACCGAAGAGCCCCAGCCAUGGGACAGUGGACUGCGUCCCAUCUACAGGAGCCUUUGAGUACAACAGCAGCUGUAAUUUUCACUGUACAGAGGGAUUUGUGCUGAAGGGAAAUGAUGUCAUUCAGUGUGCUGACUCGGGGCAGUGGACAGCCCCAGCCCCAGUCUGUGAAGCGUUGAAAUGUCAAGAGUUUCCAGUGCCAAGUAAAGCCCAGAUGAGCUGCUCGGACCCCUUCGGUAGCUUUAAGUACCAGUCAGUCUGCAACUUUUCCUGUGAGGAAGGCUCACUCUUGGUGGGAGCAAGUGUGCUAAGAUGCCUGGCUACUGGACACUGGAGCGGGUCUCCUCCCGAAUGUCGAGCUGUCUCCUGUACCCCUUUGCUCAGCCCUGAGAACGGAUCCAUGACCUGUAUCCAGCCUCUUGGGUAUUCUGCCUACAAAUCCACGUGCCAGUUCAUGUGUGAUGAAGGAUUUUAUCUAUCUGGACCAGAAAGAUUGGAUUGUUCUCCAUCUGGACACUGGACGGGCAUCCCUCCCACAUGUGAAGCCAUCAAGUGUCCAGGACUCUUUGCCCCAGAGCAAGGCAGCCUGGAUUGUUCUCAUGGUCAUGGAGAAUUCGGUGUUGGCUCUAUCUGUCACUUCUCCUGCAAUGAGGACUUUGAGUUACUGGGGUCUAAAAAUGUGGAAUGCACAGUUUCUGGAAGAUGGUCGGCACCUCCACCAACCUGCAAAGGUGUAACAUCACUUCCUAUCCCAGCGGUCCAAUGCCCCGCCCUAACGACUCCUGGGCAGGGCACAAUGUCCUGCCAACACCACCUGAGAAGCUUCGGUCCAAACACCACUUGUUACUUUGGGUGUAAAACUGGAUUUACACUCAGAGGAGCCAACUCGCUCCGCUGCAGGGCUUCAGGACAAUGGACAGCAGUGACCCCCACGUGCACAGCUGUCAAAUGCUCAGAAUUGCACAUGGACACAGCAGUAGCUGUGAACUGUUCCAAUCCCUGGGGAAACUUUAGCUAUGGAUCAACCUGCACCUUCCAGUGCCCAGAGGGGCAGUCACUGAAUGGCUCUGUGAGGGCAACCUGCCGAGAGGACGGCCACUGGUCAGAUGCCAUGCCAACCUGCCAAGCAGGGACACUGACGAUCCAGGAAGCCCUGACUUACUUGGGUGGUGCUGUGGCUUCUACAACAGUCCUGGCAGUGGGCGGGACACUCCUGGCUCUGCUAAGAAAGCGUCUCAGAAAGAAAAUGGAUGGAAAACGCCCCUUGAGACCUUACAGCUACCUAGGAACAUAUGGAGUCUUCACUAACGCUGCAUAUGACCCAACCCCUUAAGAGACCUGGCCUCCCGAUGUCUCAUCCAAUCUCUCAGGAUUCCGAAUGCACAUGUCAAGUUUCCCGUCAGACUUGAUUUUAACUUCACCUCAUUUGCUGGGGUUCUCUGUAAAUCAUCGGACAGGAACCAAGGGAAAGAAC
Arvicanthis niloticus (Nile rat) is the source of this 2576-nucleotide messenger RNA. It is a transcript of the gene Selp, whose product is annotated as selectin P. Gene Ontology annotation, biological process: cell adhesion. The record is from RefSeq and is a predicted model, not a curated record. Lineage: Eukaryota; Metazoa; Chordata; Mammalia; Rodentia; Muridae. Gene Ontology annotation, molecular function: calcium ion binding. Gene Ontology annotation, cellular component: membrane.